UGUCCUCCUUGUGUUUACCAGUCCUGCUGGCUGCUAAAGUGGAAUCUUCAAGUGUCGGUCACAGAUUCGCUUUUCGAUGACACCAAGCCGUGGGAACAAUUCCAUUGUCUAUUGGUUGAUCCAACCCGGCUCUGCCACAAUCAAGCAAGGAAGAAAAAGUUAGUUCUACUGCAGCAAGGUAGCUUUGGGAAAGAAAAGAGUUUUGUUUUGUCAGAAGAAGACGAUGACUGAUCCUGCCGUCAUGAACGGCGCUACAGAUGAGAGAACCAAUGGCGCUGAAGAAACCAAUGGAAACAAUGAUGAUGAUGACGACACACAACUCCGCCUGAGCAUGUCGAAUAUCCAAGCCGACACGAUCCGAAAGGUCCUGACGGCGGUCCAACGCCACGAACGAGAACGCAUUCAAGAAGGUUUUAAUGAAUGGAAUUUUGCAGCCGGUGUAUUGAAUACCAUGUUGGUGGCGUACAUUUUUGGGAAUUUUCCAGAACAUUUUUGGUUGUUGUGGUUGCUGGAAGCCGCUGCCUUGAUUCCUCGCAAGAUUUGGCAAGAUUGGCAUGCCCUACCAUUGCGGCAGAUUUUGUAUUACGUCGAUUAUUGCUGGGUCAUGACCUUUGUCAUUAUUUUCUCGCUCUACUUUUUGUGUGUCAAUUGGACGCCACAGUUUAUGCCGAUUGAAAUUCCCUACGAAUGGCGCAAAAACAUGUAUUUGGCCGUGUUGGGCGUGGGAUGUGGACCGCUGCUGGGCGCCACAGCCGCCAUGCCCUUUGUGGCCAUGGUAUUUCACGACAACAAAAUGAUGACGUCGCUGUUCAUUCAUGCCACUCCUCCCAUGCUAGUGUACUCUUUUCAGUGGCAUGCCGAAGAAAUUGUACAGGCAUGGCCAUCCUUUUUCCGAUUGGAAGAUGUGGGACCCGCCGAAGUGACGUUCUUUCCACCCGACAAGGGCCCCUUCUUUUGGCCCGGACAAGGACUGGGCACGGUGGCGGGCAAUGCCACUGCCUUGUACUGCAUCUGGUUCAUACCCUACUGUACUUGGAUGUCACUGAUGGGGCUCGAUUUGACACGCAAAGUACGACGAAAAAAGGGAUCGGAUGGGUUGCCAUUGCCCACCAGCAAGUACGAUACAGCAUUUCAUAGCAUUUUUCGAGAUGGCGUCCACGAAGGAAUGGGGUACUACUUUGGACGAUCACCGGAAGAAAGUCGACGACAACAAACCGAGGGAGAUUACCGAACCAGAGAUUUCUUGGUCAUCAUGACCAUGCAUGCCAUUUGUGUGUGGCUCGCCACCAUGAUGGUCGCCUACGUUUGUUUGCUCAGCAAAAAGAUACAUGCGGCAUUGCUCUGGUUGAUUAUAGUCCUUACCGUCUUUCGAGGAGCACAACAAUACGUCUAUUGGGUCACUUCCAUGUCCAGCAAGGCAGUGCAAGAAGAGUUUGCCGAAAUUCUAAAAGAUGUCGAAGGAAUCAAUAUUGAUAAUCAUGACAACGACAACAACAACACAAAGAAGAAGAAUCAAUGAAUGCAAUCAAUCAAUCGUCAUCAAGGUUUCUCUACAACGCAAUUUCCUUCAUUGUGACGAUGUCAUGACCAUCAAUCGACCUUGUGUGCUCUUGAGAUUGAAGAUUCGUGGCGUCACGUACUGGGACGACAAUUACCCUGACAACUGUGUGUUGUAAAUCCACUACUUAGAGAAAUCAUCAGCAACAAAGAGAAAAAGAA
Messenger RNA from Seminavis robusta, 1719 nucleotides. The record is from the annotation of a GenBank genome assembly. NCBI's taxonomy places the organism in Eukaryota, Bacillariophyta, Bacillariophyceae, Naviculales, Naviculaceae.